UAAUUUUUUUAGGUAAAAACUCACCUCAAAAACCUCUCAGGAUGGACAUUGAUGAGUUCAUGCGGAUCGACAAGCCCAUCGAACGUCGUGUCGUCAAAGGAAUGAACCUGAAUGCCUAUCGGAAAUCCGAAUCAGAGUCUGAACCGGCGUUAAAACGAGAGAAAAUUGGCAAUAGUUUCGCUCAAGAUCUCAAAAAUGAGCAAGAUCGUGCUCUGGAAAAGCGUUUUCGGGUGAAACGUGAGCCCCAAAGAGCUUCCACGAUGGAUGACAUCGACGACGAUGGAGCUUCAACGUCGGCUGGAAGCAAAAUCGGCGGGCAAAAGGAAAUUUAUAGACGUUACAAGUUCAAUAACGACCCUUUUAACGCAAAUUUGCCCAUUUUUCGCUUCAAAAAGGUCAUUCAACGACGAAUUCGAGAGACGCCCGUCGUGAUAAUCAAAGGAGAAACGGGUUGCGGCAAAAGUACGCAAGUUCCGCAAUUUAUUUUGGACGAUUGUUACUCCCGGAACGAAUAUUGCAACGUUAUUGUGACACAACCGCGUCGAUUAGCUGCUGUUUCACUCGCGGAACAAGUCUCGCGUGAAAGAAAAUGUGAACUUGGCACGCUGGUUGGACAUCAUAUCGGCUUGGAUCGACGUACGAGUGACGACACGCGACUCGUUUACUGCACAACGGGCGUUUUGUUGCAAAAACUCGUCAAAACGAAGCACAUGGGCAUGUACACGCACAUAAUUCUCGACGAAAUCCACGAACGAGAUGAAGAAAUGGAAUUUUUGCUCAUCAUGAUCAAGCGUUUUAUGAUCUUUGAUCCGUUUUCGACGAAAAUUAUUCUCAUGUCGGCGACAAUUGACACGGAAGAGUUUGCGGAAUAUUUUAAAUUGCCGCUGCCAGGUAAUGCGGGACGUUGGAUGCAAGCGCCGUCGAUCGAUUUGGAGCAAGAAAGGCAAUUUAGUGUGAAGCAGUAUUAUUUGGAGGAUGUUGCUGCGUUGCAAAGAGGGGUUAAAGUUGAUUAUGAAAAUCCGGGCAUUGAUGAGAGCAUGUAUCAGUUGGCUGUGAAGGUGAUAGAAACAUUAUCAACGGGAGAUUCGAGUAGAAAUGGGGGAUGUAUUUUGGUAUUUUUGCCGGGAAUUCAUGAAAUUACGAAUUUGCAAAAGUUGCUGAGUGCGGAAAAGGAACGCUUGAAACGCUCUAAUCGACGCAUCAUGGAUUGGAAUAUCAUCCCCUUGCACUCCACAGUCCCUUCCGAAACCCAACGCAGUGUCUUUCUCCGUUCCGCCAACAACACAAUGAAAGUAAUUUUAGCCACAAAUAUCGCUGAGAGCAGUAUCACCGUACCUGACGUCAAAUACGUCAUCGACUUUUGUCUCGCCCGCUUGUUAGAAGUCGAUCCAGACACGGGAUUCGCUCGUUUACGCUUAAAAUGGGCUGCCCGAAGUAGUUGCAAGCAACGCGCCGGGCGAACAGGACGAACAAGUGACGGCGAAUGCUUCCGAUUAGUCUCUCGUGAUUUCUUUCAAGGAGAAAUGCGCGAAAAUGAGGUCCCAGCAAUGCUCAGAUGCUCGUUGGAGGCAAUUGUGCUGAAGGCGAAGAUGUUGGAUGAGAACGAGGCACCUGCGAAAAUCAUUGGAUUAGCAAUAAAUCCGCCAGAUUUGUCAGAUAUUCAAUAUGCCGUGUUAAAUUUGAAGGAAGCACGUGGAUUGCACUUUGGCGUUGGUUCGAGAAAGUACGUGAAAGACGAUGGGGACAUGACUUUCGUUGGAAAAAUAAUGGAUGCACUGCCAAUUGACUUCAGAGCGAGCAAAUUGAUCGUUUUGGGAUACAUUUUUAAUGUUUUGGAGGAAUGUAUUAUAAUUGCAGCGGGAAUUACCGUUCAAAAAGUCUUCUCGAUGAACUUUAAUGACACAAUGAAGACUUACAGCAAGAAAUUAUUGUUCGCCGAUGGGAGUGGGAGUGACUUGAUUGCCAUUUUAAAUGCUUAUCAGUAUUACGUUCGAAAAAUCUACGACAACCACUACCAUCUCGAUGAAUCUCGUACCCAAGCACUCGAACGAGCAUCUCUCGAUCCCCGAGGACUUCAUGAAAUGUACAACCUCGUCAACGAGAUCAAAACUCGUCUCGAACCCUUCAAUUUGACACCCUCUGAGGGCGUAAAUCGCAUCCAUUUGUCACCGCGCGACAAAAAUACCAUCCUAAAAGUCUGCAUUUCGGGCGCCUUUUAUCCAAAUUACUUCUUACGAGCUUCCAGCAUCACUCGCGAGGACAUCGAACGCGACAUGGCGCACGAACUCAACGGAAGAGAUCCUUGCAACACAAUUUUAUACCGCGGCAUCGGCUACGAAGACAUGGGAAUUCUGUAUCAAAACCAAGUUAAGGCUUAUUUACGUGAUCGGGGAGUCAUCGCAUCGCCCGACGACGUAAAAAUCACCUUCGACAAAGGAACGCAAAAGAUGUUUGUCACAUUUUUAGGCAAACAGCAGUUAAUCGAUGCCGGCGCGAACGAAAAUAAACCGAUAAGUGACUGGGUUCCGGGUCGGGUGUGCACUCAAGUGUACAAAGCGAUAAAACUCGCGCGUGAAAAAGAUUUUUUAAAACUUCGAGUGAUGGAUAAGGACAACAUGAUACGUUAUGCGGAGAGUAUUGGCGCCGGAAACUACGAAUAUGGCGUCUUUAACCCGAAAAAUGUCAAUAUCAAGCACGAAGAUUUGUGUUGUUUGCCCGAUAAAUUCACAAAAUCCAUCAUUGGGCGCGUUUCCAGCAUCGAAACUCCCAAUAAAUUCUGGAUUAAACCGACAGACUCGAAAAAUGAGUUCAUCGUGACCGCCAUUCGACGUGCUUUGAACAACCAACCGUUGGAAAGAGUCACCGAACUAACGGAUUUAAAGGGAAAAUUGGUUGCUGUGCAUGUGAGAAACGAAGAAGCUCGUGCCAAAAAUUACGGAAGGAUGUUUCAUCGUGCCCGAAUCAUCUCGACAGUGUUAAUUAAUGGAAUGCACAAGUACCAAGUGCUCUUAAUUGACGAAGGGGAAGAAGCUUUGGUCGAAUCCGAUCGAAUUUGUCGUCUCGAAGCUCUAUGGGUGCGUGGAAAACAACUCGGAUUGCGAGAUGACAACAAAAUUUACGUCGCCGACAUCCCUCCACGUGUCUAUGAAGCGAGUUUAGCUGAAAUUCGUCCUUCUUACGUCACAUCAGCGGCGGGAAAAUGGACUCCUGAUGCCGUUGACAAGUUUAAACAGCUGAUGUCGCAACAAGAUGAGUUCGAAAUUGAAGUUUAUUCGACCUGGAAUGGCGUUGCGAACGUUAUUGUCUAUGACAAAUACAAAAAUUCCAUCAACAAAGUGCUUGUUAGGGAGCAACUCGCUCAAACAUGUGAAGAAAGUUACCCCUCGAAGCAAGAUCAUGCAGUUAGGUUCCAUGCCCAGCACUUUGUUCAUCGCGAAAAUGAUGAAAGUCCCGUUACUUUGGAGAUUUUGGACUAUUUGAGGGACUUUUACGCCACAAAUUACAAACCGCCGCCCGAAUAUUUGUGCACAAAGGUGAUUCAACUACGAGGACCAACAUCCCCCUUGGAGACACAAGUUUAUGCAACUUUCCGAUCGGGUCAAAGCAAGUCCAUGACAGUUGAUCGCUUGAGUGUUAACAGCAUUUUACUUGAUACGGACCCUCAAGACUCGACAGAUCGACUUGUUGUUGCAGCAAAUGUCGCUUCAAACGCCCAUCGCGGUGACUUAACCUUAAGAAGUACCACAAUAAUGCCGAAUAUUUCGGGGUUUUCGCAAUUUAUGACGUUACUUUUUGCGCCAAGAAUCGAAAUUCAUCGAGAUGUCACCGAAACGCGAUAUUAUUCUCUUCUCGGAGGUCUUGGAUUCAAGGAAACUCGUGAUGAAGAAACAAUUUCUUUGUUUCCGGAACAUGAUGUUGCCAUGAAAUUCGAUUGUUUCGUCGAUCAAGAUGAUAUGUUGCAAUUAAAUAAGCUCCGGUACACGAUGAGUGCUUUGUUGCACACGAAUCCGGGUGAAAAAGUGCCAGAUUUGAAGCCGCAAGAUGUGGUUGAGUUGCAAAAAGAGGCAUUUUCGAUACUGAUCAAGUUUUUGAGGAAAGAGAGGAAAUUUAUUGAUCAACGGAUGCAAGAAGUGGCAGAUUUUAAAUGGGGUGCCGUGGAUGAAGAUGAGUUGCAAUUUGUGGAAGGGGCGCAAGUUUAUGGAGAUAGAGCAGUUUUUCCGAGUUUUACGUUUAUGCUGUUGCAAAAUGAGACACAGGAGGAAAUUGAGAGGUACAGGGAGAAUAAUGAACAGUUGCAUCAAAUUGCUUUUAGUUCCGGAACAAUGUCUGACCAAAUCGAAUGCUUAUUAUGUUCAAAAACGCUGCAAACUCGCCCUCAAGUUCAAACGCAUCUCUUCACUAAACUACACAAGGACCGUGCCGAGCAAUGUCACGCUCGCUUCGUCGUCCAGAAUUAUCAAGCAAAAAACUGAGAUAAUUUUUUC
Culicoides brevitarsis is the source of this 4484-nucleotide messenger RNA. RefSeq names its product probable ATP-dependent RNA helicase spindle-E. NCBI's taxonomy places the organism in Eukaryota, Metazoa, Arthropoda, Insecta, Diptera, Ceratopogonidae. Gene Ontology annotation, cellular component: intracellular anatomical structure. The record is from RefSeq and is a predicted model, not a curated record. Gene Ontology annotation, molecular function: RNA binding; helicase activity; ATP binding.